AUGGCUUCUACCUCCGCCGUGUCAUUGUUCAUGCCACUUACCCAAAACCGUUUAUCGUCGUCGGCAAAACCAAUUGCCUUAGUUAAGCCAUUGCUUUUGAAGCCAUCUAAGGCGUCAUCCUCCUCCUUAGCGAGGCCUUCACGGAGCUUUCAAGUGAAAGCAUCUAACAUGAAGAUGGAGAAGGCUGUGAGCGGCUUAGCAGCAGCAGCUCUCACCGUUUCAAUGGUGAUCCCUGAGGUGGCUGAAGCCGCAGGCUCAGGAGUCUCUCCUUCUCUCAAGAACUUCUUGCUUAGCAUUGCUGCGGGAGGAGUGGUGCUCACAGUCAUCAUCGGUGUGGUUGUUGGUGUCUCCAACUUUGAUCCUGUUAAGAGAGGCUAA
Eruca vesicaria subsp. sativa (arugula) is the source of this 378-nucleotide messenger RNA. The record is from the annotation of a GenBank genome assembly. NCBI's taxonomy places the organism in Eukaryota, Viridiplantae, Streptophyta, Magnoliopsida, Brassicales, Brassicaceae.